AGGCGGUGUUGUGACGUCAGUUUGCGAGAGGAGGGGGGCUAGAGAGAGAGAUGGCGGAGCGGCGCGCGCUGCAGCGGGAUCAGUGCGCGAGGAACUGCAGCUCGAGCGGUUUCAGUGGGGUGGAGGAAGUGCCUCGAAAAAUGAACGGUGACGAGUCUGAUGACGAGCUCCUGCUGGAGGAGGAGGCAGCAUCAGUGGGGCCUGUGCAGAUUGUGGUAGCAGAUGAAGAUGAGCAUGAAUUUACACUGGAUGAGGAAGCCCUGGAGCGAAUCCUCCUGCAGGAGCAUGUCCGGGACCUCAACGUGGUGGUGGUGUGCGUUGCCGGAGCGUUUCGAAAGGGAAAGUCCUUUCUGCUGGACUUCAUGCUCCGAUACAUGUACAACCAGACAUCAGACGCGUGGCUGGGGGGAACUGAGGAGCCUUUGACGGGCUUCACUUGGAGGGGAGGCUGUGAGAGGGAGACCACAGGCAUCCUAGCAUGGAGCGAAGUGUUUGUAGUGGAGAAACCAGACGGAAACAAGGUGGCUGUGCUUCUCAUAGACACCCAGGGAGCCUUCGACAGCCAGUCCACCAUCAAAGACUGCGCCACGCUCUUCGCCCUCAGCACCAUGACCAGCUCAGUACAGGUUUACAAUCUAUCCCAGAAUGUGCAAGAGGAUGACCUGCAGCAUCUUCAGCUUUUUACAGAGUAUGGAAGACUUGCCAUGGAGGAAAUCUAUCGAAAACCAUUUCAGUCUCUAAUGUUUCUCAUAAGAGACUGGAGUUACCCGUAUGAACAUGAGUAUGGCCUGGAAGGAGGAAAUAAAUUCCUUGAGAAAAGAUUACAGGUGAAGCAGAACCAGCAUGAGGAGCUGCAAAACGUCCGGCAACACAUCCACUCCUGCUUCUCCAACAUCAACUGCUUCCUGCUCCCUCACCCCGGACUCAGAGUCGCCACAAACCCACAUUUUGAUGGCAGAUUAAAAGACAUCGACGAUGAUUUCAAAAAGGAGCUUAUACAUCUCAUCCCCUUGCUGUUGGCUCCAGAGAACUUGGUGGAGAAAGAAAUUGGGGGUUCCAAAGUGACGUGUAAAGAUCUUGUACAGUAUUUUAAAGCUUACAUGAAAAUCUAUCAGGGUGAAGAGCUGCCACACCCAAAGUCCAUGUUGCAGGCAACAGCUGAGGCAAACAAUCUUGCAGCGGUCGCUGGAGCGAAAGAAAUUUACAACAAAAGUAUGGAACAGGUUUGUGGAGGAGACAAGCCCUACAUUGCUCCUGCUGAUUUGGAGCGCAAUCACGAGGAGCUGAAGCAGAGUUCAGUACGACAGUUUCGCUCCGUCAAGAAGAUGGGAGGCGAGGAGUUCUGCCGACGUUACCAGGAGCAGCUGGAGACUGAGCUAGACGAGGCUUACGCCAACUUCGUCAAGCACAACGACGGAAAGAACAUUUUCCAUGCAGCUCGGACACCUGCCAUGCUCUUCGCUGUAAUGUUCGCCAUGUAUGUGAUCUCGCUGGUGACGGGCUUUGUUGGCAUAAACUCUGUGGCGACGCUGUGUAAUCUGAUUAUGGGCGUGGCUCUGGUGUCGCUGUGCACCUGGGCGUACGUCAAAUACUCAGGGGAGUUCCGCGAGGUUGGGAGUGUCAUCGACCAGGUGGCAGAAACCCUCUGGGAACAGAGGACUCCAAGAAAGGUGUUUUCCAAGCUUUUCGAAGUUGCCAGGAGCAAAGUGACAGUGGGUGCUCUUCUGCCUGCCCAGCGAAAGAGACUCUCCUCAAACAACAACGUGAAGAAGAAAAACUAGACUCUGUCUCUCCGCUCUGUUUCCUCAGAGCCCUUUUUAGGGACUUCUCCAUCCUGAUGAAAAGGCGUGGCCUGGGGGUUGCGCUGGGUUAGGAUUAAAACAGUGAAAAACUGCUAUAUAUACCUGAUUCACUACAUCUGUAGAACACAGGUUGUGGCACUUUCAUCCAGAUAUUUCGAUCGUUUGUCUUAUCAUGCUGACGGGGGGGCGGGGGCGGGGGGAUUGUGCUGAGUCUUAAGAUUUUUCACAUUUCUACAUGUCGUCCUUCCGUUUAUGCUCCUGAAGUUUGUGUUUCUUUAAUCGUCCAGCUUUGUGUGUGUGCAGUCUUUUCCCUCUUUUAUCAUUCCCUCAUUUUGUUUUCUAUUCUGACAUUUCCAUAUCUUUUUUUUUUUUUUUUCUCUCUCCAUCCAUUCCUUCUGCUGUGUCUUAUCUAUGGAAGACAGUUUCUGCCACUUGACGACAGAAACAUAUCUUAUUAUAUAUUAUCAAAUUACAACUUUGGGUCCUUCAAUAAUAUAUAAGUGCUUAGUGUCUCUUAAUUGCAAAUUAAUCUCAUGAUAAUGACUCUCAAUCAUUAUUUUCUAUUUUGGUAAUGAUUUACGAUGAGUUAUGAUCUAAUAGUUACGACAUAGUGUCUCAAUUGUGAUGUAGGACCUAAAUACUUUCUAAUGACUUACUGUCUCAUAAUUAUGACUUAUUAUCGGAAUUAAGACGUGGUAUCUGAAUCAAGAUUUGGUAUCUCAUAACGACUUAAAGUGAUAAUUAUGAGAUCUCAUUAUGACUUUAUAUCUCAUUGAUUCUUAAUUGACUUAGUAUUUCAAAUUAAAAUUUCAAGUGUCAUAAUUAUGACUUAGUAAAUCUUUAUAAUGAGAAAUUAGAGAAUAUCUCUUAUGACUUAUUAUAAAGACUUACUGUCUUAUAAUAAAGACUAACUGGAGGACUUAUUUCUUUUCUUUCCAUAUAUAUUCUUUCCUCCUGUCGAUCUUUCAUUUCAUCUAAUCUCUCUCUCUCUUUCCUCAGCGGAGGUCAAAUCCUCUGACUGAUCAGUACACAGAAGUGAAUGAUGAGCAAAAGCUAGAUAAAUAAAUCACAGCUUGUUUAAUUGAGCAAGACGAGAAUCAGCAUUCCAAGUUUGACAAACUGACAUUGCGUGCAACGGCUCUUUGAGCUGCACAAAAACGGAGCCAAAGUUUACGUCAUUUUUACCGCAAACUCUGUAGUAAAUUCUUUCCUGAACACUUGAGAUGCUGCUGGCAUUGGCGCUGGUGGUGCCAGUGGUGAAGGGCCGAUGCUGGCAUUCACUGGCACUGGCUUUGUAAUUCAGGAUAAUAAUAGCAUAACCGUUCUAAAGAAGUUGGUCGUGUGAUUUGCCAUCACCCCUCCCAUGUUUUAGCUGCUUUUCUGCUGGAUCGAUCAAAGAAGGCCCUGACUGGUUAUUAGGUGAUUGUUCUACAGCUUCUGCUGUUUGUGUCCAAUGUCCAAUUGAUCUCCCAUCGAUUUUAAACAGCACUUUCUUUUCUUUACACAAUUUUGUCGAUCGCACUUACUUUGAACAAAUUCCACUACAAACAAACACCUGAUUUUAUCUUCAGAAUGUUGUGUGACUGGUAUUGUAUGUUCCACAGUAUUUAAAAUAAUAAAGAUCAAGUACGAAUCAUGGCGAAAAAGGAUGCCACCUCAACACUGGUAGUGAAGUGAAACUUCCUGAUACACGGAUUUAAUUAAUUAAUUGUUUCUUCUUUAGGCCUACCCAAUCACAUCUGCUCUCUCCCUGCUGUAAAAUAAUACAAUAAUGACAUUUUGCUUCUCGAUAAUUCCAUCCACAAAAAUGGCAGCCAACAUAUGCUAUCCUGUACAGUUUAGAUUUUUUUAAAACUUGUCACGAUAGGGCAUGUGUAUGGAAAUAAAUGUAUAAUUAAAUUUUCUAUUCUAUAGUUUAUUAUUUUUUCCCUAGCUGGAAGAACAAAGGUUUCGUGGUAGGCCGAUGUGCGGUUAAUUUAAAGGAAUGCUUUUGUGAAUUUUGUGUAAAUGUUGGAAGAACAAUUUUUUUUUUCCUUUUUUUUUUUUUUUACAAUAUCUUUACAUUAAAUCUGCGUUUAGCGCCACAAUUCCACUCUUGUUGAUGAGCAUUGGAAUGUUUAAUCUUUCACUUGUUUUUGUUUCAUUUUAAAGUUAUUUUUCUUUAAUUUAUUUUUCAAUACAAAAUUAAAAUGAACUACUGUAUAUCAAACAA
This is a messenger RNA of Astyanax mexicanus (Mexican tetra), 4014 nucleotides long. Its product is annotated as atlastin-2-like. The transcript has 14 exons. The record is from RefSeq and is a predicted model, not a curated record. Gene Ontology annotation, biological process: protein homooligomerization; endoplasmic reticulum organization. The coding region runs from base 51 to 1781 and encodes 576 amino acids. Lineage: Eukaryota; Metazoa; Chordata; Actinopteri; Characiformes; Acestrorhamphidae. Gene Ontology annotation, molecular function: GTP binding; GTPase activity.